AUGGUCUGCUUCUUUGGCAUAUUCUCGGAGGAUUCAUAUAGCGGCGGUAGUGUUGUGUUGUUGUCUGCAUAUGGAUUCGAUUUGCGGGAUCCUUUCUUGAUCUGCGAAAAUGCAUUGACUUGGAUUUUCUCACAUAAAUCCAAACCAUCUGGCAUAGGCAAACAACUGUCUGCACAAAACUUGAAUAUGGCGUCUCCUCAGCCCCCCGUUGCGAACACAAAUGGUAGCUACCUUCAGCAGGCGGAUCCCCAGUCUUUUCAGGCAAACCCAACUGCUGGUACGGCACCCAACUACCAGACACAAAGCGGUGCUCCUCAACAGGCGUCUACCACCGAGUCUGUUCCUAAGGAUGAAGUUGGUUGGUAUUUCGUAGAGCAGUAUUAUACCACCUUGAACAAGACACCGGAGCGCCUCCAUCUGUUUUACAACAAGAAAUCUUCGUUCGUUUGGGGUACAGAAGGAGAGCUACUCCAGCUUGCUACCGGUCGCCCGGCCAUCCAAGAAAAAAUCCAGUCCUAUGAAUUUAAGGACUGUAAGGUCCGUGUCUCCAACGUCGACUCCCAGGCCUCUGCGGACAAUGGAAUCGUCAUUCAAGUUCUUGGUGAAAUGAGCAACAAUGGCUUGCCAAACCGCAAGUUCUCCCAAACCUUUUUCCUUGCGGAGCAACCUAACGGUUAUUACGUCUUGAACGACAUCUUCCGUUACUUGAAGGAUGAUGAGGACAUGGAGGAGGGAGAGGAUUACGAGGAGGGAGAAGUAGAAGAUAUCCUAGAAGACCCUGCUGUAGAAGCUGUGGUCAACGAGGCUGUUGAAAUUGCUGUUGAGGAAUUGGUCGAGGCCAUAGAGGAUCUGUCUACAAAGGAGACGGUGAAAACUGAGAUUGAGAUUGAGGACGACAAGAUCAAGGUUGAAGAGACCGUUACUGUUGAGCCGGCCCUGCCUGUUGCGGAAUCUCAAGAUGUCCCGCCUUCAGUUAACGGUAACGUUGAAUCUGUUAAUGGAGACGCUCCUGCGACUGAACCAGAGGCAAACCCAGAGCCUGAGGCAGAGCCAGAACCAGAACCAGAACCAGAGCCGCAGGUUGAGGAGCCCGCCCCAGCAGCGCCUGUUGUCGAAGCUGUGCCCACCCUAGUCGAGGAGAAGAAAGCAGCCCCCCCAGCUGUGAAGGAGCCUGAACGUGUCCCUACCCCCGUAGCGGUUCCAAAGACAGUACCGACCCGCGGUCCCUGUUGCACCAGUUACUCCUGCUCCGAGUGUUCAAACCCAAGCAACAUCUACUCCUUCUGCCCCUCUGCCGCUGCUAGUACCGCUGCCGCCACUGCCACUGCCGCCACUUCACCAAGUGCUCCCGCAGCACCUACCGGUGGUUCCCAAUGGCAGACCGCUGACAGCAGCAAACGUCGAGCAGCCUCGAGUGCCAACUCUGCCAACCCAACAGCGGCACAAAUCAGGAACGUCCCCGAGAGUAUUACCCAACAGGCAUUGAGAGAUGCCCUAUCAAAAUUCGGAUUGAAGAGGUGUGAACUCAAUCGACCAAAGGGAUUUGCUACUAUUGAUUUUGAGGCCCACUCUGGAUUCGCUGCCGCUAUAGCAAACCCACUCAAAAUUGGCGAUGUCACUCUUAACAUCGAGGAACGGAUUAUCGAUCCAAUAGUCAGGGUGGACGCGGAGGAUUCACUCCUCGCGAAGGAGGCUACAAAAACGAAGGUCGUGGCGGAGCUCCCGGAGGAGGAAGAGGAGGCUCCAGGGGAGGGUCAUACCAAGCAAGAGGUGGUAUUAGGGCCGGCGGCGCGCCCACUGGCUCUAACUGAAAAUCCUCUACUCGACAUUGCGAUUUACAGUGAAAUUUUGAGCCAUACUGGAUUCAAUAGUGGUCUUGUGUGUUUGACCGUAAAAUAG
Morchella importuna is the source of this 1899-nucleotide messenger RNA. RefSeq lists its product as uncharacterized. The record is from RefSeq and is a predicted model, not a curated record. Bases 1 to 1899 code for a protein of 632 amino acids. Gene Ontology annotation, biological process: ribophagy; protein deubiquitination. Gene Ontology annotation, cellular component: ribonucleoprotein complex; Ubp3-Bre5 deubiquitination complex; cytosol. Lineage: Eukaryota; Fungi; Ascomycota; Pezizomycetes; Pezizales; Morchellaceae. The transcript is spliced from 10 exons. Gene Ontology annotation, molecular function: mRNA binding.